AAUAGCAGGAGGGGUAGAAGCUUACUCAGUCUAUUAUCAAAGCUCUGCUAAUGUAGCUUCUGAGUCAUGUGACUGCAGAAAAGGCUAUUAUCUCAAUGAAAAGGAAACCGGUUUUUAGAGCAAGCAGUAGAAUAGAAGCAGGAAGAAUUUUCGAGUGUUCCACCAUGCUGGAUUGUCAAAGGGGGAUCUGUCUGUGAUCAGCAGCUAAAAAAGGAUUUGUGUGGCUAGUUUGUCAGCUAUCGUUGCAAGCAAACGAUAGAGGAGAUGAGCAGCGGGGUGCUCAGCAUGUGCUUGGUCUUACAUCAAGACAUAAUGUGGGUUUGGGUUAAUAGAGAUUUAUCUCUGAGGCAAUACAUUUAUUGCUAAUUGGCGAGGGUUGUAGUCUCUAUUGAGGAGAGAUGUAUGGUAUUUGUAUUUACAUCACUGGUGAAGAUAAAGAGACCUGCUGAGCUCUCACUUGAACUGCAGAGGCUGUGGACAAUUACAAGUUGCUGAUAAUGUGUUCAAGAUGAGUGGGAUGGGAGAAAAUACCUCUGAUCCGGCCAGGGCAGAGACAAGAAAGCGAAAGGAAUGUUCUGACCAGCUUGGACCCAGCCCCAAAAGGAGCACUGAGAAACGUAAUCGUGAACAGGAAAAUAAAUAUAUAGAAGAACUUGCAGAGCUGAUUUUUGCAAAUUUUAAUGAUAUAGACAACUUUAACUUCAAACCUGACAAAUGUGCAAUCUUAAAAGAAACUGUGAAGCAAAUUCGUCAGAUCAAAGAACAAGAGAAAGCAGCAGCUGCCAACAUAGAUGAAGUGCAGAAGUCAGACGUAUCAUCCACAGGGCAGGGUGUCAUCGACAAGGAUGCGCUGGGGCCCAUGAUGCUUGAGGCCCUGGAUGGGUUCUUCUUUGUAGUGAAUCUGGAAGGCAACGUGGUGUUUGUUUCAGAGAAUGUGACACAGUAUCUAAGGUAUAACCAAGAAGAGCUGAUGAACAAAAGUGUAUAUAGCAUCCUGCAUGUUGGGGACCACACUGAAUUUGUCAAAAACCUGCUGCCAAAGUCUAUAGUAAAUGGGGGAUCUUGGUCUGGAGAAGCUCCCAGGCGGAACAGCCAUACUUUCAACUGUCGGAUGCUGGUAAAACCUCUACCCGAAUCAGAAGAGGAAGGUCAUGAUAACCAGGAAGCACAUCAGAAAUAUGAAACUAUGCAGUGCUUUGCUGUCUCUCAACCAAAGUCCAUCAAAGAAGAAGGAGAAGAUUUGCAGUCCUGCUUGAUUUGUGUGGCAAGAAGAGUCCCCAUGAAGGAAAGACCAGUUCUUCCCUCAUCAGAAAGUUUUACUACUCGUCAGGAUCUCCAAGGCAAGAUCACUUCUCUGGAUACUAGUACCAUGAGAGCAGCCAUGAAACCAGGCUGGGAGGAUCUGGUGAGAAGGUGCAUCCAGAAGUUCCAUGCACAGCAUGAAGGGGAAUCUGUGUCCUACGCUAAGAGGCAUCAUCAUGAAGUACUGAGACAAGGAUUGGCAUUCAGUCAGAUCUAUCGUUUCUCCCUGUCCGAUGGCACUCUUGUUGCUGCGCAAACGAAGAGCAAACUGAUCCGUUCUCAGACUACUAAUGAGCCUCAGCUUGUAAUAUCUUUACACAUGCUUCACAGAGAGCAGAACAUAUGUGUAAUGAAUCCGGAUCUGACUGGACAAGCAAUGGGGAAGCCAUUGAAUCCAAUUAGCUCUAGCAGCCCUGCCCAUCAGGCCAUGUGCACUGGGAACCCAGGUCAGGACAUGACCCUCAGUAGCAAUAUAAAUUUUCCCAUAAAUGGCCCAAAGGAACAAAUGGGCAUGCCCAUGGGCAGGUUUGGUGGUUCUGGGGGAAUGAACCAUGUGUCAGGCAUGCAAGCAACCACUCCUCAGGGUAGUAACUAUGCACUCAAAAUGAACAGUCCCUCACAGAGCAGCCCUGGCAUGAAUCCAGGGCAGCCCAACUCCAUGCUCUCACCAAGGCAUCGCAUGAGCCCCGGAGUGGCUGGCAGUCCUCGCAUCCCACCCAGUCAGUUUUCCCCUGCAGGAAGCUUGCAUUCCCCCGUGGGAGUCUGCAGCAGCACAGGAAAUAGCCAUAGUUAUACCAACAGUUCCCUCAAUGCACUUCAGGCCCUCAGCGAGGGGCACGGGGUCUCAUUAGGGUCAUCGUUGGCUUCACCAGACCUAAAAAUGGGCAAUUUGCAAAACUCCCCAGUUAAUAUGAAUCCUCCCCCACUCAACAAGAUGGGAAGCUUGGACUCCAAAGACUGUUUUGGACUUUAUGGGGAGCCAUCGGAAGGCACAACUGGACAGUCUGAGAGCACCUGCCAUCCUGGAGAACAGAAAGAGACAAACGAUUCCAGCAUGUCCCAGGGGGCAAGUGGUGAGAGAGCCGAGGGACAGAACAGGUUGCACGACAGCAAAGGGCAGACCAAGCUCCUGCAGCUGCUGACCACCAAGUCUGACCAGGUGGAGCCUUCACCCUUACCCAACUCUUUGUCGGAUACAAACAAGGACUCCACAGGUAGCUUGCCCAGCUCUGGAUCCACCCAUGGGACCUCACUCAAGGAGAAGCAUAAAAUUUUGCACAGACUCUUGCAGGACAGCAGUUCCCCUGUGGACUUAGCCAAGCUAACAGCGGAAGCCACAGGCAAAGAACUAAGUCAAGAGUCCACCAGCACAGCUCCUGGGUCAGAAGUGACUAUUAAACAAGAGCCAGUGAGCCCCAAGAAGAAAGAAAAUGCACUACUUCGCUAUUUGCUAGAUAAAGAUGAUACUAAAGAUAUUGGUUUACCAGAAAUAACCCCCAAACUUGAGCGACUGGACAGUAAGACAGACCCUGCCAGUAACACAAAGCUAAUAGCUAUGAAAACUGAGAAGGAGGAGAUGAGCUUUGAGCCCAGUGACCAGCCUGGCAGUGAGCUGGACAACUUGGAGGAGAUUUUGGAUGAUUUGCAGAAUAGUCAAUUACCACAGCUUUUCCCAGACACGAGGCCAGGCGCCCCUGCUGGAUCAGUUGACAAGCAAGCCAUCAUCAAUGACCUCAUGCAGCUCACAGCUGAAAACAGCCCGGUUACACCUGUUGGAACCCAGAAAACAGCAUUGCGAAUUUCACAGAGCACUUUUAAUAACCCACGACCAGGGCAACUGGGCAGGUUAUUGCCAAACCAGAAUUUACCACUUGACAUCACAUUGCAGAGCCCAACUGGUGCUGGACCUUUCCCACCAAUCAGAAACAGUAGUCCCUACUCAGUGAUACCUCAGCCAGGAAUGAUGGGUAACCAAGGGAUGAUAGGAAACCAAGGCAACUUAGGGAAUGGUAGCACAGGGAUGAUGGGUAGUAAUGCUUCCCGGCCCACCAUGCCAUCUGGGGAAUGGGCAUCGCAGAGUUCAGCUGUCAGAGUCACCUGUGCUGCUACCACCAGUGCCAUGAACCGGCCAAUCCAAGGAGGUAUGAUUCGGAACCCAACAGCUAGCAUCCCCAUGAGACCCAACAGCCAGCCUGGCCAAAGACAGAUGCUUCAGUCUCAGGUCAUGAACAUAGGGCCAUCUGAAUUGGAGAUGAAUAUGGGGGGACCUCAGUAUAGCCAACAGCAAGCUCCUCCAAAUCAGACUGCCCCAUGGCCUGAAAGCAUCCUACCUAUAGACCAGGCAUCCUUUGCCAGCCAGAACAGGCAGCCGUUUGGCAGCUCUCCCGAUGACCUGCUGUGUCCACAUCCUGCAACAGAGUCUCCGAGUGAUGAGGGAGCUCUCCUAGACCAGCUCUACCUGGCCUUGCGGAACUUUGACGGCCUUGAGGAGAUCGAUAGAGCCUUGGGGAUACCUGAGCUGGUCAGCCAGAGCCAAGCAGUAGAUCCAGAACAGUUCUCAAGUCAGGAUUCCAACAUUAUGCUGGAGCAGAAGGCCCCUGUUUUCCCGCAGCAGUACGCAUCUCAGGCACAAAUGGCCCAGGGUAGCUAUACACCCAUGCAAGAGCCAAACUUUCACGCCAUGGGACAGCGUCCAAGUUAUGCCACACUCCGCAUGCAGCCCAGACCAGGCCUCAGGCCCACAGGCCUGGUGCAGAACCAGCCAAAUCAACUGAGACUUCAGCUUCAGCAUCGCCUUCAAGCACAGCAGAAUCGCCAGCCUCUUAUGAAUCAAAUCAGCAAUGUUUCCAAUGUGAACUUGACUCUCAGGCCUGGAGUACCAACACAGGCACCUAUUAACGCUCAGAUGCUGGCCCAAAGACAGAGGGAAAUCCUGAACCAGCAUCUUCGACAGAGACAAAUGCAUCAGCAACAGCAAGUCCAGCAACGAACUUUGAUGAUGAGAGGACAAGGGUUGAAUAUGACCCCAAGCAUGGUGGCUCCUAGUGGUUUACCAGCAACCAUGAGCAAUCCCCGGAUUCCCCAGGCAAAUGCCCAGCAAUUUCCAUUUCCUCCAAACUACGGAAUAAGUCAGCAACCUGAUCCAGGCUUUACUGGGGCUACGACUCCCCAGAGUCCUCUAAUGUCACCCCGAAUGGCACAUACGCAGAGCCCCAUGAUGCAGCAGUCUCAGGCCAACCCAGCCUAUCAGGCCCCCUCAGACAUGAAUGGAUGGGCACAGGGGAGCAUGGGUGGAAGCAGCAUGUUUUCACAGCAGUCUCCACCACACUUUGGGCAGCAAGCAAACACCAGCAUGUACAAUAACAAUAUGAACAUCAAUGUAUCCAUGGCGACCAACACGGGUGGCAUGAGCACCAUGAACCAGAUGACUGGACAGAUCAGCAUGACCUCAGUGACCUCCGUGCCUACGUCGGGGCUGUCUUCCAUGGGUCCUGAGCAGGUAAAUGAUCCUGCUCUGAGGGGAGGCAGCCUUUUCCCAAACCAGCUGCCUGGAAUGGAUAUGAUCAAGCAGGAGGGAGAUGCAUCACGGAAAUACUGCUGACCCUGCAGGGAGCUGGCCGCUGCUUCCCUCAGCUGACCAGGCGUACUUGGUCACAACACCUCCCGGUCUGGAGAGCUGCGUCUCUGUGGACCCUGAUCUGCCUGCAGCUCUCCCAGAGCCUCCGAGCAGAUGGGCUGGGCCCUGCUCCCGGGGGGCCGCCACAGAAGCCACCUCUUCUCUUGCUGGUCUGAAGCUCGCUCCAGACAGUUGCUCAGUCUGUUCACUGCAUUCACCUUAGUGCAAUUUAGAUCUCUCCUGCAAAGUAAAUGUUGACAGGCAAAUUUCAUACCCAUGUCAGAUUGAAUGUAUUUAAAUGUAUGUAUUUAAGGAGAACCGUGCUCUUGUUCUGUUCCUGUUUGGUUCCAGACACUGGUUUCUUGCUUUGUUCCUUGGCUAAUCAGUCAAAUGCAGAAGAUUAGGAUUUCAUCUAGGGGCAAGCAAAUAAUGUUUUAAAAAUCAAACUAAAGGUGUUUUAAGCUAAAACCUCCAUUUGGGAUGGAAGCAGGGCAGACACCGCAGACAGCGCUGUAUACAGACACACCCGUAAGUGAAGACUGAAGUCACAGUUGUAUCUUUGCAGAAAGCUCUUUAGACCUUGUUGGAAAGAGUUUCUGGUUCCUGAACAGGCAAAAAGGAGCCUGUGAGAGGGCUGUUGAUAUUCUCGUUUUGUUUCAACUUUUUCUGUUAAAAUUAAAUUAAUUCACCUAAAUUGUGAAUCAAUAAGUAUUUUUCAUUUCUAAAUUAAGUUCCCUCUAGGUUGGUCACACAGCUUGAAUUAGCCUCUCUCCUUCCUCUGACCCUGACUCUUCUUUCCCUCUUUGCUUUGCCCUGUUCCCUCUAAUUUCCUGAAAUGUUUUGCCAGCCACUUACCAAUUGCUAAAUAUUGGAUUUCAGAAAAAUACAUUUACUGGCAAGGAGAGGAGCAAAGUUAAGACUUGAUACCAGUCAAGCUACGGCUACUGCUUUGGAAGCAUGUUUAUUCUGUUCCCCCAGCAACUCGGGCCUCCAAAAUGGGAGAAAAAUCCAUAUAUUGAAAUUGACCGCAGAUAUCACGACAGAUUUAACCUCUGCCAUGUGUUUUUUAUUUUGUUUUUUAGCAAUGCUAAGCCGAAGUUUUAUAAGGUACAUAAAAAUCCAAUUUAUAUGUAAACAAGCAAUAAUUUAAGUUGAGAACUUAAGUGUUUUAAUUGUAUAAUUUUUGUGAGGUAUACAUAUUGUGGAAUUGACUCAAAAAUGAGGUACUUCAGUAUUAAAUUAGAUUAUCUUCAUAGCAAUGUCUCCUAAAGGUGUUUUGUAAAGGAUAUCAAUGCCUUGAUUAGACCUAAUUUGUAGACUUAAGACUUUAUUUUCUAAACCUCGUGAUUCUGCUCAUCAAUCAUGUAUCUAAUCUAUAUGAUAUGCAGCCGCUGUAGGAACCAAUUCUUGAUUUUUAUAUGUUUAUAUUCUUUCUUAAUGAACCUUAGAAAGACUACAUGAUACUAAGUAGGCCACUUUUAGGGUUGUUUUUCUUGCCCACUCUGGUAGGGAAAUAAUCUUUUAUUAAUUGGUAUCAGUUUCCAACAACUGCAAAUACCAAGGAACUGAUUACCUUUUUUGAGCUAAUUCUCUCCAUCCCCAAUACACAUACUUUCUUACCUAAAUUUAAGAAUGGUAUCUUUUUGAUGUCUAAAAAGCAAAGUAUUUUAUAAUAUCUCAUUAGCCAGGCUUUUUAGGAACAGAAGUUUUUCCUUGAAAUUUGAUUGCUUAUAUGUGGCAGGGUGAAAAAUGUACAAACUACCCCUAUUUAUAUUUAUAUAUCUCUAUAUGUACCAAGUAUGGAAAUAUAGGAAGAGAUAUAGCCCAAUGAUAAAUGGUAAGUAGAGGUCUGAAAGUGUUGCUCCAUAGUAAACUUUCUGGAAAUUGGCAUUUCAAUACUGUUUUCCACUUUGAGAGGGAUCUCAGUCCAGGGAGCUGGCCAAGAAACAGCACUUCUCGGCGGCCACCAGUCAAUACAUCCCUUCAAGAGGCUCUGCUGUUCCCCACCAAACCAGUAGGUGGCCCAGGCUGACGACAAACGUGAAAGAGGUGGGCCCGGAACUCCAUGGUUUUAUCCCAGCGAUGAGGUUCAUGCGCUGCAUAGUUCAGCGUGACCCCUUGUGAGUUCAUUUUUAGAAAUGCAUGAGUUGGAGUGACUCUUAACUUCACACAGGACAAAAGAGAAAAUGGUGUUUUAACCGGAUUUAAGUCUUUUUUCACUAACACCAUCCAAAAGAAGCCUGUGUUCUUUCAUUGUUACCCAUCUGCCCACUGUGUUUUAACAUCAGUCCCAACUCAGACAAAUCUGCAGAGCUGUGAGACUGGCAGUUUAGAAUAAUUCAUGAUCAUUACUGUCUUGAAGGAAAGAGAUUAUAAAUUAAAUUCUCUUAGGGUUCAGAUCAGGUAGUGGAUUUUGUUUUACAUCUAAUUAGGAGAAGAAAAUAAGUGAAGGUCCUCUGAUCAUAUUGAUCACUAUCGAAGCAAAAGCCAAAUCAACUCCCUUCAUUAUCAGUAUUUCUCAUGCUGUACACAAUAAAUUUGUUAGACUGAGUACUUGGUUUUUGUUGAUAGAACAAAUAAUCAGUGUUUUACUUAUAUUACUAAAUGUGAAAAACAUAAUGUGAAAAGUAUACAUACAUUAACUUGGUUGUAAAACCCAUUAAGUGUUCAUGUAACGUGGUAAGUUUAAAAGUGAAGUGAGCUGUUUUACUACAAUGAAUUCGUUUGACUCAAAGAUUAAAAAGCCCCUCUCCCGAUGUGUAUCUCUUAUGGCCUGUAAUAAUUGAAAGCAAUGUUUUUGCAAUUUAUAUAAUGCAGUUUUUAAUCUGUGUUUAAAAAUGGAGUUCAUAUGGGCUUAACACAUGAACUGGGUGGCACAGAUCCACUUGCAGAACCCAAAAAAAAAAAAC
Messenger RNA from Heterocephalus glaber (naked mole-rat), 7827 nucleotides. NCBI's taxonomy places the organism in Eukaryota, Metazoa, Chordata, Mammalia, Rodentia, Bathyergidae. The record is from RefSeq and is a predicted model, not a curated record.